Molecule: messenger RNA, 963 nt
Organism: Salvia miltiorrhiza (redroot sage)
Lineage: Eukaryota; Viridiplantae; Streptophyta; Magnoliopsida; Lamiales; Lamiaceae
Exons: 4
Coding region: 96-845 (249 amino acids)
Source: RefSeq, a predicted model, not a curated record
AGUACUUUCAAAAAAAAUAAAAAAUACCCAAAAUGCAUGGUAUUUUAAAUGGAAAAAAUGGAGAUAUUGACUGUGUGGCCAACACCAACGGAUAGAUGGCUUCUUCUCCCUCCAAUUGCUUCAUUGCUGCUCCUUCUCACUCCCUCGCACCUUCAAUCCGCCCUCUUCACAAACCCUUCAACCUUAAUCUUCCUCACAGAACAACUACUCUCAGAUUCUCCUGUAUACAACGUAUCAGAGCUACUCUCGAUGACGGGGCCCAAAUCUCCAGCGCGCCAUCAGUUCUCGUUGAGGAACAAACACAACUCGAUAAGGAAGUAGAGGAGUGUGUAAGAGUGCUUAAGAAUGCAGCCAAGACAAGAAAAGUUCCACAAGAAGAGAUUCUGAAUGCUUUCACUGUGAUUGAGAAAGCAAAGCUCGAUCCCUCCAGGUUCCUUCAAACUCUUGGAGGAACGGAGUCACCAGGAAGGACUUGGAUGCUUGUUUUUACUGCCGAGAAGAAGCUAGCACGUGGUAGAUAUUUCCCGAUCACAGCCAUUCAGAGGUUUGAUGCAGCCGGAAAGAGGAUUGAGAAUGGAGUUUAUCUUGGGCCUCUUGGAUCACUGACCUUUGAGGGCAGGUUAUCAUGGAAGAAAAGAAUACUUGCAUUCAUAUUUGAAAAAAUCCGGAUAAAAGUAGGCCCUCUUAAUCCAUUUGAGGUUAGUUUUAAAGGAGAUGAUGAAAGGGAGCCAAACAAUUCAGAUCCAUUUUUCAUUUGGUUCUAUAUUGAUGAGGAAAUUGCUGUUGCCCGUGGCAGAAGUGGGGGAACUGCGUUUUGGGUCCGCUGUAAACGUGUUGCCUACUGAUGCAUUAUACUUCUAGGUUUCUUGCUGUAUAGAAAUAACCUGCUAAGAUACAUUUUCUAUCUUACUAAAGUUUUUUGCAUUAGUUCAUAAAAGAGAAAUGCAAGUAGAAGAUUAAAUC